Molecule: messenger RNA, 8946 nt
Organism: Toxorhynchites rutilus septentrionalis
Lineage: Eukaryota; Metazoa; Arthropoda; Insecta; Diptera; Culicidae
Product: pleckstrin homology domain-containing family G member 5
Exons: 18
Coding region: 2158-6339 (1393 amino acids)
Biological process (GO): Rho protein signal transduction; endothelial cell migration
Cellular component (GO): endocytic vesicle; axon; plasma membrane
Molecular function (GO): guanyl-nucleotide exchange factor activity
Source: RefSeq, a predicted model, not a curated record
AACGUAACGCCGAACGGGAAACAACGCGCACAACAUACAUAGCACACAUACAUUUAUACAUUCAAUAGCCACCACUCAACCAAACCCCAUCAUCACCAACCACCAAUCACCGCCACCACCCCCACUCGCCACCAGCCAAUUUCCACCUGCAAAACUUUCUCCUGUCUCUCUCACCUCAUACGUUCAAGUGUUGGCAUUCCCUAAUAAAAAAAAUAUCCCACCCACUUCCACCACAUCAACAUAAAAAAAAGUGAUUCUUUCCCUCUACUCGUGAAAAGUGGCUCGGAAAAAAUAGAAGAAAACUUUCGAGUGGAACAUAUUUGUUUGUGCUUCCCCGUCGUUGUCAUCGCCGUCGCCGCCGCCGUUUCGGUCUUAUUUGCUCGGUUGUUCGAUUGCGUUUCUAGUGUAUUAAUUAUAGCAGUGUGUCUCCGUAAAAGCAUAAACCAUUCAAAGGAUCGUAAUUAACGCAUCAAAGAUAAUAGUGGUAUUCCUAACUAAUCCCGUCAUCAUCCCGUCGUUGUCAAACUUAAAUCUUGAAGUACGUCGAAGUUUGUUGGAGUUAUAUUUUUCUUUUAUGGAUACUUUGACCUUCAGUAGUCAGUAGUUUGUGACACUAAGACUUCUUUUCGAGAAGUGUUUUGGAAACUGUGGAAAACAGAAACAUGUCGUUUCUACCCUAAUGGAUAUAAUCGAGAAUGGUGCAUUAUGUGAGUGACAAAGCAGAAUAAUGUGAAAAAGUUGACACAAAUGGAUGUUCGUGCAUUGAGAAUAAUGGAAAUAUUAAACCGAUUAAAGCCGUCAGCACAAUGCGAGAAGAAUAUUUGAGAAGUGAGCGUUAUGUUGUGCAUAAGGAUAUUUCCUUGGAACUGAAUUGACUCAAAUAAAACACGUGCUUCUCACUCGGAAAGGGAAUAACGUGAUGUUUAUCCGAAGUGUUAGUCAAGUAAAUCGUUGUGAUGCAAUGAAUGUUCGGUGGGAACGUGAAUGCCAUUAUGUCGAACAAUCUAGUUAUACUUGAUCCAACUUAGCCAGUUCGUAAAAUCCGGAAACAGGCUCCGAGAGAUGUGUAGAGUCAUUGUGUUUAAGCAUUUGAAGCGCUUUGCUUUCCGAAGGAGGUGAAAAGGCCAAAAAUGGAUUUUGCUCACCGCUAGCGGUUCGGUUGUGUCGUGUUGUGUUGUGUUGUGUUGUGUGUGUGUCAGCAAAUUUUGGAGAAAAGCAUAGAUUAGCUGGAACGACGAAAAUUUAAAGAUAAAGUCAAGAGAAAUAAUUGGAUGCCUCCUGUACCAGCCGAGGAUCACCAAAGAAGGAGCGAGAAUAUCGUGCUAGCUUUGGCGAAACUAAUGGAUACACAUUUUUGUACAUAAUAAAUCCAAAGAUAAAGUGUUUAAAUUCUAAAUCAAAAUUUGUAUUCGUUUUACUCGGUUUUACUCGUUUUACUGGAGGAAAGUCUUGUAAGCAAACGAAGUAAAUUUUAUGAAAAUAUAAGUGCUCGUACAUGUUCGUAGCGGUAGUUCGAUUGUGAACUAAACAAUUUUGCUUAGUAGUGAGUCAGUGCGAAACGGUUUUCUCUUAGGACUAUUUACGAUUUAAUGUUUGUAUCAUGUGAUCUAACUAAAGCAACCGUUUGUAAUAGAUGUGCGAAUAAAUCACGCCGCGAUUGAGUAGUGCAAAGUGUGAUUCACGUGGUUCGUCUGUCGGAGCUCGAAUUACGUGCCACCACCUAUCGUGUUUUCGGGCAAAAUAAAGCUUGGAUUUUUAUGUGUUUUUUACUAUUUAGCUGUGCUGGCAUUAGAAGCAGCCCGUCGAUGCGAAUAUACACAAAGCAUUCCAAAAUCGAAAUGAAAGAUGUGAUACUAGCAAUGAAUAUUUUAUAACAUUCCCAUCAGCAAAAAUAAACUUGGACAAAUGGUAUCAGUUUGUGUCGGUGCAGCGACAAAGUGUACGCUAGGGUAACAGAAUUGGUGUUCUUUUUGCUGUAUAAAUUCGAACCACGUUCCGGAUAGUGUUUCCCCAACUGCCGUUGGGAAUAUUUAUUGGAGCGUAAAUAUCCGUACUUACUGAUAAACAUUACAAUGGAAGCAAUCUAUACACCUGAGAUUCCCAUGUGAGGGCGAGCAUCAGCGCUUGUCUAUGCAAUCUGAACGAUUCAUAUAUUAAAUGUAUAUAAUGGAUGAACAAAACGUCCAACGAAAUGAAAACAAAAAACAUCGAAAGUUAGUACGGAGUCAUGAAAAAAUAUCACCUUCUAGUGAAAACGUGUCAUCACCAAACGGUGGAAUCAUCAAUCGCAAAUCAAGCUCGGCAUCGAUGACUAUGGUGUUUCCGACAUCAAGCACCGCCAAUAGCACUACCACAGUCCUCACGAUGAUGCAAUCCCCGAAAGAACCAUCACCAAGCACAAUAUCUCCACACACGCUUAAUAAAAGUUUCGAUCAAUCUCUAAUGCAGACACCGGCCCAAUAUCAGAUGUAUCACCAGUUCAGUCGGACAUCCAGCACCACACAGCAAUACAUUCAGUACCAGCAGAACUUUGAACAAACUCUGUCAACAUCGCCAACGAACCAACACCCGGCGACAUCUCGAAAAUCCAGCCUUACACAGUCGACCCAAGGGGAACCACCUGACACGCGCAUUUCUCAUUCUAAAUCAUCGAUUCAGCAAUCGAAACCUAUGGACCAAAGAAGCAAUAACCCUUUUAUACUCAACUUUAACAACAUAUCUGGAUGUUGCAUUAAAAAUUCACCAACUUCAUCCAAUUCGCCAUGUUCAUCAUCUCCUACCACAAAUGUAACAACGACCACGAGUGCGACCAUAGCAAAACCGACGCCGGCCAUCCCCACUCGAAGAAGCCGCUCUCUCUUGCUUAAAUCCUCUUCGUCACAAAAGCAAAUUCCUCCAACCGGUCAAUCGUCCUCGACACCGUUGUCCUCUACGCCGGGACCUCCUGUACCUCCACGACUAAACAAAUCGACGACGCCCACGAAAGACUCCACCCCACUAACGCUAACCAGUCCUGUGAUCAUAACGUCUCCAACCUCUGUGUUGACUCCUCCGCUCAUCAAAAGCACCAAUUGCUGCACGCCAUCCGCUCCAUCGAACCACAACGAAAAGCCACCCCCUUUGUUGACCUCCUCUUCCGAUGGUGGUACAUCCAUUCAGAAGAAGCGGGAUGACUUCCUGAAGGCUACGAUGAAAAUUUGCCUAGUUGUUUCCCCACCGUCUUGCAAGCUCCAGCUAAAAUCAAGAAGUCUCACCCAUCUAGAUAAAUUGGAGUCGCUGCUGGCAACGCCGAACAACAUUCCAAAUGACUAUCACCGUUUGAACCUGUUCAAGAGUGAUAACUCGGAUACGUCCAAUACAUCAAUCGCAACUGCCACCGGCUCCCCGGGCGGUGUAAACCGUGCACUCGAGGGCUGCGGUGGGAGUACUUCCUACCAAAGUAGUACCGAAGGUCCAAGCCCAGGUGAAACGUUGCUUUCGCCUGGAAACGAAUACUGCUUCCCGUCAGCACCGACUUCUGGCAGCGCACUCAUUGGUUUAAGCGAUAGCGACGGAGGUUGUAUAAACCCUGCUUAUGAAAACGGUGACGGAAAUUACCCUAUCGGGACCAGCAACCGCCAGAGUAGCACCACCACUACCGGGGACGACAUUGGUUCGGCAGUAUGCGGCGAGAGCAUCACCAGCAGCACCAGUAACGAAAAUUCCAAUCAAACCUGCUGUCUCUCGACCCAGUCAUGCCCGAAGAGCAAAUCCCUGUCCACAACCGCUUCGCUCAAAAAGAAAUCGUCUUCUUUUCUGCAGCGAGAUCGCAAAAAACCGAUACUGACGCGAAGUCAAGUAUCCAGCUCAGAAUACUUUUCGGUUCUAUUCGAGACCGGCGAAAACGAUGGUUUCCGGGAUGAAAUACUGAUCCCAGCAUCGAAAGGAAUCUGCCUGGCUGACUCGCUGCAUUCCUCACUUUUACAACGAAGUCUCAGUUUUUCGCAAAUCUGUGUAACGGAUAACGGCUUUAGUAAUUCUCAAGAACUAGGUGUUCAAUAUUUGGGACCGCUUGAUGCGUACACCGAUAUCUCGAGUUUAGCGGGACGAACGUUGAUAGUUUCGGACAAGGAUAGCGUCGCAAGAAAACCGGGUGGUCACACAACCCUCCAGAAAGCUGCCUCGGUGGGCUACCGUUCAACCUCCAACCGACUGUUCACGUCAACCUCCACCGAUGAAACAUACGACCAAAGUCCGAAGGCAGCUUCCUCGUCAUCCAGCAAACAGUCGAAGCAAAAAUGGACCAUAUCGUUCGGAUCAAAGGGACCACAAAAAUCAAAACUCUGCGAAUUGCUGGACAGCUACAAUAAGGGCAUCCCAAAACUGACGUCUUCCGCAAGCAAUUUCGAUAAACCAGAAUAUUUAGAAGCAUUAGAUGGCCUUAUAAAUUUACCUCAAUCAUGGACCGAUAUCGUUAACUGUGUUGGAAUGGGUGAAGUGGAGAUGAAAAUUCAAUCUGCUAUAUGGGAGUUGGUAACGACGGAAGUUUAUUACAUCCUGGCCCUGCAGACUGUAACAGAUCUAUUUUUGGCGUGUCUAGAGGAUAUCCAAUCGCACAACAUUCUGAUCGAUGUAGACCAAAACAAGCUGUUUUCCAAUAUACGUGAUAUUUGCGAGUCUAACCUGAAGUUUUGGACGUUGUACCUCUAUCCGAUGGUGAGAGAGUGUAUGGAAACUAAAACACCGAUGAGUAUCUUUAAGUUCAAAGAUGGCUUCAUGGAGUUCUCGAGCAUCUUUAACCCUUACACCAAGUAUUGCGCGGAGCAAAGUAUUUGUCAGUAUUAUUGUAAGGAACUGUACCAGAACAACUCACUGUUCAUGUCCUACUGUGCCUGGUGCGAGUCACAAAAAAUGUGUAAUCGCCUUCGAUUAGCUGAUAUCCUGGUGCGGCCCAUGCAGAGGUUAACAAAAUACGGUCUUCUGCUGGUGGCAAUCAAAAAGCAUAUCGUCGACGAGAAUGAAGGCGAAGCAAUUGAUGAAAUGAUUCACUCGGUUGAGGAAUUUGUGGCUGGAGUCAACUCUCAUCUCACAACACGCCAGGAGAAUGAACGACUGAAAGGCAUCAAUGCCCGCAUCGAAUCGUACGAGGUGGUUGACUGUAACAACGAAAUCCUGGAUAAAAUGGUCAAACAGUACAGCACAAUGUUCGAUCUGUGUUUGCCGAUGCAAGGAACGAAUGAAGGACGGAAGCUUUUCCUUGAGGGAGACCUCAAGUUUAAAGACAGUCUGGGGAAAAUGGAUGUUCAUUGCUUUCUGCUCACCGAUUUUCUACUAAUUUGUAAAAAGAACAAACACGAGAACUUGAAGAUUGUUCGUCAGCCAUACAUGACGGAUCGACUCGCAGUACAAUUGAAAGAACAGACCCUCUACUGUUGCUAUCUGAACGAGUUGAACAUAGUGGUGACAGCCUUCACGCUACACUGCUCCAAAGCACCCAGUUGGUACGAUUCAAUCACCAAGGCGAAGCACAUAUAUUCAAGGCUAAAACAAGGUCCUGCUGCUGAUCUUCGACAGUACACCAACGUAAUCAGUGUCAACAAUAGUAACAGCAACAACGUAAAUGUCAACAAUGACAGCUUAAGUAUCCGACGAUCGCCCCUAAAUAGUUCCAUCGGAAGUAGAGUCAGUAGUUUGAACAAUAGUCACAGUGGAUCUGUGGACCUGAAUGAAUCCAAGCCGGUUUCUAUCGAUUUCGAGAAGGCAAACUCACUUUCCAGCGACGAAGGUGGUGUAGGCGUGGCCAGUUUAGCCACCCAAGGUAAAGUCUGUAUCGGAGGAGCUAGGAAAAUGAAAUCUACGGUUACCACAAUGCACACUUCGUCGAAUUCUUUGACAGUGCAACCAUUCAGUGGGCUGGGGCAAAGCAUGCCCAAUCUGAACCUGAAUUCGAUUCAAAAUAGUAUUGUUUACAGUAAUACUUUAUCUGUUCCGAGUGCAUCCGGGGGCCACUCGCACUCCGGUAUGGUUCUUCUAUCCCCUAGUCAACGAGGAAUAUCAUAUCCACCGCCUUCUCCCACGAGAGCCACACUCCGUCGGGGAUUCGCAUUCUCAUCCUCGAUCAAGAACCCACCGCUACUCAAAACUCGCAAUGUUCCCUCGCAGCAGAGCUUCAUUUUGUCCCAGCAGACAAGCUUCAAUUCGGCCACACUGAGUCAGCAUCAGCAAUGCCUGCAAACAUCACCUUCGCCCAGCGGUCCGCCGAAUGUUGCCUUCAUUAAACGGAAAAAUAGCUUCCAAAGCCAAAAUCAGAGCGCUCCAGCAGCAGCAGAUCCCAACACACCCAGUGGCGAUACAACCUAGUAUAAGCUUAUGCAUUCAGGCCGGAGGUAGAACACCUUCUAUCUGAUUAGCUAUCGGAAAAAGUAGCAUUUAUAUGUCCUGUGCUCCAGCUCAGCUGGAGUAGAUUAUUCGUUACGUAGGGAAGAGUAUUACAGAAUUUGCCUAACAAAAUAAAAUGUGUAAAUAGUCCGAUUUUAACUACCUUUGAAAUUCCACUAUACUAUUACAACUAUGUUAGGAAAUAAUACAAAAAGCUAAUGUUACAUUAGCUCUUGAAUAUUUAAAACCAAACACGAAAAGAUGUAGAACAUUUCGAAACCAAACGAUGCUGUGACAAACUCUAGCAAAGUAGAAAGUGCAAACACAAAAGUAGUGACAUUGCAAAAGGGAAACUUAAACUGUUUGUUUUCGGAUCCUGCGAUAUAAAUUAUGUUGAUUGCUUGCAGUUUAAGAUAUGGAAGGAUGAUUUUUUAUGCGUUUGUUAGUGCUAUAACAAAUCGAAAUACAUAGAAAUAGAGAUUAUGAAUGACUUUUAGAGACAACAGAUAUUGUGCUAGUUCCGUCAAGAGUGUUAGUUUCAUACAGCCUAACAUUCAGAACUUUCAGAAAAUCUAUCCCAAACUAACUUUUACUCCAAAUUAUUUCCAAUUCACUUUCGCAGAGAUUAUUUCAUCGUUUCAUAACCUCUCACAACACGGCGCUCUUGGUCAAUCAACUGAAUAAAAAAAUUCUCUACAGUACUAUGUUUUGAAUUAUUAGUCUUUUAGGAAAAAUGCUCAUCUGCACAUUACUACUGGCUUAUUCCCAUGUGGAACCAUUUAAAAUUGGCUCAUGUUUCCACAUCUGGAAUAGGAUCAUCACACGAAUCCGCUCUUGUGGGACUAACAAAAUCACCUUGACUGUCGUCUCUCAGAACAACAUUCGUUCAAUCAAUACGCUUACGAAGGUGGUAGAUUGUACAUACUUGUAACAACGUAGACAACUAUUUCCAUACUUUAGCUAGUUUUGAACAAAACACAUUCCACACAACUCCUUGGAAAAUUGGUUUGAAAAGGAGAAAAAGCGGACAAAUUUGACAAAAGCAAUAAGUAAACACUAGAAAUGGAAACGGGAGACGGAACAAAAACGAAAAAUAUUAUUGUAAACUGUAGAUUAUUUUAUAAACAAGAUUGAGUAGUAUGUUUCAAUCGUUUUAUUUUUAUUGUUAGUCAUUUAACGAUAAUAAAUUAUACGAAUGAGAUGGACGGCUAAGAUAGAUUUGGUAGAUUUGUAAAAGUAUUAGAUUUAUAUCUCGCAAUCCGAUCAAACUACUGUACAGAUUACGUGAAAGAAACAGAACGGCUCUAAUUAUUCUCAUAUACAAAAAAUAGAUAAGUGAUAUAUCAUAUUGAAACACAGUUGUUCACUGGACAACCAAAACAUUGCUGGAAUAAAAACAUUGGAAAGAAAUUUAAAGCAAGCAAUUUGGAAAUACUAACGGAGAAAAAUCAAAAUAGUAAACUUUUGAAGACUAUCUUGAAAUUAUCUUGUCUUUUGGCAAGACAAAUAAGGAGAAAUGGGAUAGAAAUAUAAUUUUGAAAGUAUAUGAACAUACUAAAUGCGGUCAGCAGAUAUUUCAACAUCCCAUCAGAGCCUUUGUGACACUGCACUUUUUAGAAAUUGCGAAACAAGCAAAUCAAACUGCACCUGAUGAAAAUAAUUGAACAUCCAAGCUGGUUUACUGUUUUUUCCCAAUAACAAAAUUAGACCAUCAACAUUUGAAUGUACAAAGAAAACCUAUCGGAACAUUUGAAUAUUUUUAACGUAACCCAAAGUCAUGUAGAGUGUGUAAACAACAGUUACUUAUAAACGAAAACUACUAUGUAAUUAAUACAAUAAGUUACGCGGUUGUAUGUCAUGAAAUCAAAAUUGGAUAUAUCCAUGGACCUAAAUUGUUCAACAGCAAAUUAAAACAUUGGAAGAGAAACCGUAUUAUCAGUAGUCUUAAAAGUGUAUUUACAACAGAAACAAAAAAUUACAUAAAUUUAAACUACACAUGUAGAGUACGACGACUCGCAAUGUUUUUACUCUAAUUUUUUUCUUCCAAAGAUAGAGAGCUACAUCCCAUAGCUGAUGUGCAAAUAUAUUUAAGGUAAAUCCACGCGGUAAUCAAUGACAUCACAUUACUCAUUCAAACCGUAUUAAGGGACAGAAACCGGAAUGGCUUCAGAAACAAAAUCGCAACGUAAUUUGUUGCAAUCAGCUCAACAACCUUAUCAUCAUCAAGUGAAUUCGGAAUGUCGCUAGAAGAGUAUCCUCGAGGAGCUGGCUAAUAAAUAGUGAUUUUGAAGCUGUAAAGGCAGUGAAUUAUUUUUAUUCGAAAGCAAAUUCUUAUUAUGACCGUAGCCGUCUAUCCAACCAAUAAAAUCAGCAUGUCAUCUGCUUUUGGCGAAACAUACGGAUACUCUACUGCUCACUGCAGCUUUAACGUGUAAUGCAGCUAAUGCAGUUGUGUAUACAACAAAUUCUGAUUGCUGACAAGAAGCAGAGGGUGUUACGAUCAAAAUUUAGUUCAACUGAACUUCACGCAUUUGUUUUUAAAACUCACAGUUAAAAAAAACUGGCCAACCCUCAUUUUGUAGUGUACGU